Sphaerodactylus townsendi is the source of this 3202-nucleotide messenger RNA. Its product is annotated as 2'-5'-oligoadenylate synthase 3-like. The transcript has 14 exons. The record is from RefSeq and is a predicted model, not a curated record. Gene Ontology annotation, cellular component: nucleoplasm; cytosol; membrane. Lineage: Eukaryota; Metazoa; Chordata; Lepidosauria; Squamata; Sphaerodactylidae. Gene Ontology annotation, biological process: defense response to virus; negative regulation of viral genome replication; regulation of ribonuclease activity. Bases 129 to 2459 code for a protein of 776 amino acids. Gene Ontology annotation, molecular function: double-stranded RNA binding; 2'-5'-oligoadenylate synthetase activity.
AGAAAGGGACCCAUCGAAUUUCUGCCCGAAACCGAAACCGCUCCGAAAUCGAGGAAACGAAAGUCAAGGGCGGGCCGAGGUGGCGGUCGUUCUCUUCUCUCUAUCCCUGCCACUUUCGGGAGACGGAGAUGUUCUCUUCUAGCGUCGCUCCCCCUAUGGACCUCUACGGGACCCCCACCAGAAACCUGCACGACUUCGUCGUCGUCCACCUGCAGCCCAACCAGGAGUUCUUGACCCAAGCGCGCCAGGCCAUCAACCUCAUCUGCACCUUCCUGAAGGAGAACUGCUUCAAAGAUGCCGCUUCGCCCCGGCCCCGGGUCCUCAAGGUGGUCAAGGGAGGCUCAUUUGGAAAAGGCACGGCUCUAAGAGGGCGCUCAGAUGCCGAUCUUGUGGUGUUUCUUAGCAACUUCAAGCAGUACAAGGACCAGUUGUUAAACCGGAAGGAGAUGAUCCAGGAGAUUGAGAGGAGACUCAGAGAAUUCAAAAACGAAGAAAAUAAUAUAGAUGUACAAUUUGAAGUAUCUAAGCGGCAAAAUCCACGAGUGCUCAGCUUCACACUCUCUUCUGGCUUCCUCAGGGAUUCAAUUGAGUUUGAUGUGUUGCCAGCUUUUGAUGCUCUCGGCCACUAUAUAAAAGGCACCAUGCCUGAUCCUCAGGUGUACAUUGACUUGAUCAAAAGCCAUCGACCGGGUGAGUUCUCCACUUGCUUCACAGAGCUGCAGAGGGAUUUCAUCAAGGACCAACCAACUAAAGUGAAGAGUCUCAUCCGCCUGCUGAAACACUGGUACAAAAAGUAUGUCUAUCUGGAGAAAGCACAGCUCCGAACAGGGGAGUCACUGCCCCCCAAGUAUGCGCUGGAACUGCUGGCUGUCUAUGCCUGGGAGAAAGGAAGUGGACAGACAGAUUUCGAUAUGGCAGAAGGAUUUCAGACAGUGUUGCUGCUCCUUCAGCAGUACAAGCAGAUUUGUGUAUUUUGGACCAAAUUCUAUGAUUUUAAGAAUGAGACUCUGGCGUUGUACUUACGUAACCAGCUCAAGAAACCCAGACCAGUCAUCCUGGACCCAGCCGAUCCAACUGGGAUUGUGGGCGAGGGAAGCCGUUGGGAUCUGCUUGCAGAAGCAGCUAAAAAGUGCCCUCAUCAGCAAGGCUGCCUCUCUCAUUGGAAUGUGCCGAUGGCCAAGGUGGAAGAGCAGUCCUAUUGCACCAUACUGCUGCCCUUGAAAACAGCUCAGAAACUUCAGUUAAUACAAAAUGUGUCUGCCCAGUUGCUGAAGGAAACUGAGUUCCAGGACCGGGGCCAGUUGGGUGCGCAGUCCGGGGCAAAGGCGCAGAACCCACCUGGAUCCAUAGGGGCUUCUUCGGCUCGGGUCUCCUCUAGCGCAGCUGCCCCCAUGGACCUCUACGAGACCCCCGCCAGAAACCUGCAGGACUUCGUCAUCGGCCACCUGCAGCCCAAGCAGGAGUUCUUGGCCCAAGCGGGCAAAGCCAUCGACCUCAUCUGCACCUUCCUGCGGGAGAACUGCUUCAAAGAUGCCGCUCCGCCCCGGCCCCGGAUCCUCAAGGUGGUCAAGGGAGGCUCAUUAGGAAAAGGCACAGCUCUAAAAGGGUGCUCAGAUGCCAACCUUGUGGUGUUUCUUACCAACUUCAAGCAAUACAAGGACCAGGAGGUAAACCGGAAGGAGAUGAUUGAGGAGAUUGAGAGGAGAUUCAGAGAAUUCCAAAACAAAGAAAAUAAUAUAGAUCUACAAUUUGAGCUGUCUGAGCGGCCAAACCCACAUGGGCUCAGCUUCACACUCUCUUCUUGCUUCCUUGGGGAUUCGAUUGAGUUUGAUGUGUUGCCAGCUUUUGAUGCUCUCGGCCAGUACAAAAAAGGCACCAUGCCUGAUCCUCAGGUGUACAUUGACUUGAUCAAAAGCAGCAGCAGCCAUCCAACGGGUGAGUUCUCCACUUGCUACACAGAGCUGCAGAGAGAUUUUAUUGCUGGUCAGCCAACUAAACUGAAGAGUCUCAUCCGCCUGCUGAAACACUGGUACAAAGAGUACGUCCAUCCGUACAAAGCACAACUCCGAAAAGGGGAGUCACUGCCCCCCAAGUAUGCGCUGGAACUGCUGGCUGUCUAUGCCUGGGAGCAAGGAAGUGGAGAGACGGAUUUCGAUAUGGCAGAAGGAUUUCGGACAGUGUUGUUGCUCCUUCAGCAGUACAGGCAGAUUUGUAUAUGUUGGACCAAAUUCUAUGAUUUUAAGAAUGAGACUCUGGCGUUGUACUUACGCAACCAGCUCAGGAAGCCCAGACCAGUCAUCCUGGACCCAGCCGAUCCAACUGGGAUUGUGGGCGAGGGAAGCCGUUGGGAUCUGCUUGCAGAAGAAGCUAAAAAUUGCUCUGCUCAGAAGUGCUGCCUCCCUCAUUGGAAUGUGCCGAUGACCAAGGAGGAAGAGCAGUCCUAUUGCACCAUACUGUGAGGGUUCAAUACGCACAUUGCUUUCUGGUGAACUAAGAAAUGGUGAAACUAGUUGAAGGAAAAGAUGACCAGUUGGAACUACACUGUUGAAGGAAACUAGUUGAAGGAAAAGAAGAGAACAUGACCUUGAUCUCCAAGCACCUGGACAUUUCUUGAAGCUCGGGGGUGGGGGAGCAGUUGUUUUCAACGAGAAGUGCACCGUGAGGCUUUUGCUGUGGGAAAGAUUUCUUGAUCAAUUAUCUCCAGCCAGCUUACCCAUGUACCUGUCAUAGUGGUUCUCAAGCUUCCUAAUGCCACGACCUUUUAAUACAGUUCCUCAUGUUGGGGUGACCCCCAACCCUAACAUUUAUCCAUUUUGCAGAUGGAGAACACUGAUGCAGAGAGUCUUAGGCGACCCCUGUGAAAGGGUCGUUCGACCCCCAAAGGGGUCGUGGCCCACAGGUUCAGAACUGCUGACCUAUCACAUGUACAAACAGUACACAUCUGCCUGCCACAUCCACACACAAUAUAACCAUUGAUACUUCUGCUUCUUUCCAGUGUGCUUUUUCUCUUCUUUCCAGUACCACACAGACCCAUUUGUCAGUUGCCAGCAUGUGCGGACGGUUAUAUGUACUUCUAAAUUGUAGGAAUGUUCAUGAACAUUCCCUGCCCAAUAAAAUCAGAGCACUUGAAGUCCAAAGUGAUGGAGUUUUUCAAGAACUCUUCGUUUCAUUUACUUCAGGUUCCUUUUGUUGCUUUUGUUUA